Molecule: messenger RNA, 1024 nt
Organism: Amaranthus tricolor (Joseph's coat)
Lineage: Eukaryota; Viridiplantae; Streptophyta; Magnoliopsida; Caryophyllales; Amaranthaceae
Product: protein C2-DOMAIN ABA-RELATED 4-like
Exons: 3
Coding region: 288-809 (173 amino acids)
Source: RefSeq, a predicted model, not a curated record
CUACCAUGAGGUCCAGUCAUACCCCUAACGCUCCUAAAACCCUCUUGCUCAUGAACUAUAUAUUUGGUCCACUUUUUUCUUUUCCAGAAAUUAUUAAAGUGGGAUUGAGCUACAACCAAAACCCAGAAACUUAAAAAACUCAUUUGGUCCACUAUAAAUAAUAACACCCAUUUAUCUUUCAUCCUUUCUUCUUCCUGCUUCUUUAGGUACUUUUUCCCCCAAAUCAAUUUCAAAUAGUGUCCGUUUCUUAGAAAUACAAGUUCUUAACUGCAUUCUGAGAAAGAUUAAUGGCGGAUAUAAAGGUGAAUCCAAUCAGUAACGCUUUAGGAUUGCUUCGUGUUCGAGUCAAAAGAGGCAUCAAUCUCGCUGUUCGUGAUGUUAAAACAAGCGAUCCUUAUGUUAUUCUUCGUCUCGGUAAACAGAAACUUAAAACGCGUGUCAUCAAGAAGAGUCUAAAUCCCGAAUGGAAUGAAGAUCUAACUCUUUGUGUUACGGAUCCUAAUGAACCAGUUAAAUUGUAUGUGUACGACCACGACACAUUUUCUCUGGAUGACAAAAUGGGAGAUGCGGAGUUUGAAAUAAGACCGUUCCUAGAUGCAGUAAAUAUGCGUCUGGAAGGCCUUCCAAAUGGAACGGUGAUCACAAAAGUAAAACCCAAUAGGAAAAACUGCAUCGCAGAGGAGAGUUGCAUAGUCUGGAACGAAGGCAAGGUAAUUCAAAACAUGUUCCUUAGGCUUCGGAAUGUGGAAUGUGGUGAAAUCGAGCUGCAAUUACAAUGGAUCGAUCUUCCUUCUUCAAAGGCUCUUUAAUACUUAAAUUAUUAGUUAUGUGUUGUAUAUAAAGAACAAACGAACUCUUACUUUAAUGCAUUGCCUUAGAGUAAGAACUAAGAAUAGUAGGAUGCAUCAUUAGGAUGAUACAUUUGCAUCUUUGUUGAGCAUUAUUUAUUCAUAACUUUUGUUUGUCGAACUAUCAAUAUUAUUUUGUGGGGUGAAAUUUAUUGGUAAUUUCUCUGUUCUUUCAA